Messenger RNA from Oncorhynchus kisutch (coho salmon), 2759 nucleotides. RefSeq names its product cationic amino acid transporter 2-like. NCBI's taxonomy places the organism in Eukaryota, Metazoa, Chordata, Actinopteri, Salmoniformes, Salmonidae. The transcript has 13 exons. The record is from RefSeq and is a predicted model, not a curated record. Gene Ontology annotation, cellular component: plasma membrane. Gene Ontology annotation, biological process: L-ornithine transmembrane transport; L-arginine import across plasma membrane. Gene Ontology annotation, molecular function: L-ornithine transmembrane transporter activity; L-lysine transmembrane transporter activity; L-arginine transmembrane transporter activity. Bases 813 to 2645 code for a protein of 610 amino acids.
AGAUAUGUGUGUGUGGUAAGUUAUUAGAGGUUGUGUAAAAGACAGAGUCAUGUAGCAGGUAUGUGUGUGUGGUAAGUUAUUAGAGGUUGUGUAAAAGACAGAGUCAUGUAGCAGGUAUGUGUGUGUGGUAAGUUAUUAGAGGUUGUGUAAAAGACAGAGUCAUGUAGCAGGUAUGUGUGUGUGGUAAGUUAUUAGAGGUUGUGUAAAAGACAGAGUCAUGUAGCAGGUAUGUGUGUGUGGUAAGUUAUUAGAGGUUGUGUAAAAGACAGAGUCAUGUAGCAGGUAUGUGUGUGUGGUAAGUUAUUAGAGGUUGUGUAAAAGACAGAGUCAUGUAGCAGGUAUGUGUGUGUGGUAAGUUAUUAGAGGUUGUGUAAAAGACAGAGUCAUGUAGCAGGUAUGUGUGUGUGGUAAGUUAUUAGAGGUUGUGUAAAAGACAGAGUCAUGUAGCAGGUAUGUGUGUGUGGUAAGUUAUUAGAGGUUGUGUAAAAGACAGAGUCAUGUAGCAGGUAUGUGUGUGUGGUAAGUUAUUAGAGGUUGUGUAAAAGACAGAGUCAUGUAGCAGGUAUGUGUGUGUGGUAAGUUAUUAGAGGUUGUGUAAAAGCCAGAGUCAUGUAGCAGGUCAGGGCGUAGUUAUAGAACCGUUGGGUAUCAGGACUAAAACGACAGGCAUCAGCAGUCUUCAGUCAGGCAGGUGAUAAAGGACGAGGCAUUAAACAAGUGAGUGAUUGAAGGAAAGAAUAACAAACUAUCAAUUGUCUCUCUUAAACACAGCACAGCUCUGUAGCAGGGAAUAACUCACUAAGAGUAGAAGGAUGACCUGCCACUUUUUGAGCUCCUUUGUACGGAGCCUGUCCAGGAGAAAACCUCUGGAGCCCGAGGGAGAGGAGUCCACUUUCAACCGCUGUCUGACCACCCUGGACCUGGUGGCCCUAGGGGUGGGGAGUACCCUGGGGGCAGGGGUCUACGUUCUCUCUGGAGAGGUUGCUAGGACGUCGUCAGGUCCCAGCAUCAUCAUAUCGUUCUUCAUCGCUGCCGUGGCCUCUGUCUUUGCUGGCUUGUGCUACGCUGAGUUCGGGGCCCGCGUCCCCAAAACGGGGUCUGCGUAUCUGUACAGCUAUGUGACGGUGGGAGAGCUACUGGCGUUUAUUACCGGGUGGAAUCUGUUGCUGUCCUACGUCAUUGGGACGUCCAGCGUGGCGAGAGCUUGGAGCGGAACCUUUGAUGACCUCAUCGGCAACGCCAUGGGGAACUUCUUCAAAGAAAACGUAAACAUGAACCUCCCGGGCCUCGCAGAAUACCCAGACUUCUUUGCUGCUGGACUCAUUAUGCUCCUGGCAGGUCUGCUGGCCUUCGGUGUCCAGGAAUCGGCAAUAGUCAACAAGAUCUUCACGGCCGUCAACAUCCUGGUACUUCUGUUUGUCAUUGUAGCGGGCUUCGUCAAGGGAGACAUCCGUAACUGGCAGAUCAGUCAGGAGGAGCUCAUCAACGCUACAGCAGAAUUACAGAACCUAACCUCUACAGUCAACGUGACCAGUAUGUAUGGGGCUGGAGGGUUCUUCCCGUAUGGUUUCGACGGGACAAUCUCUGGAGCCGCUACCUGUUUCUACGCCUUCGUAGGCUUCGACUGCAUCGCCACAACAAGUGAGGAGGUAAAGAACCCUCAGAAGUCCAUCCCGCUGGGCAUCGUGGCGUCUCUCCUCAUUUGUUUCCUGGCCUACUUUGCCGUGUCGGCGGCCCUCACUCUGAUGAUGCCCUACUACCUGCUGAAUGUUAACAGCCCGCUGCCCGUGGCCUUCAAGUACAUCGGCUGGGGGCCCGCCAAGUAUGUGGUGGCUGUCGGUUCACUCUGCGCCCUCUCCACCAGCCUGUUGGGUUCCAUGUUCCCUAUGCCCCGCGUGCUGUUUGCUAUGGCCAGAGACGGUCUCCUCUUCAAGCCCCUCAGUAAGGUCAGCGCCAGACAAAGUCCUGUCAUCGCUACCAUCUCCUCCGGGGUCGUAGCAGCGAUAAUGGCCCUGGUGUUUGACCUGAAAGCUUUGGUUGAUAUGAUGUCAAUUGGGACACUCUUUGCCUACACACUUGUGGCUAUAUGCAUUCUUAUACUUAGGUACCAAGAGACCCAAUCAGACGACUCAGAUCUCCAGACCCUUGAAUCAAACACCAAGUUUGGUUGUCUCAAACCACCAUCAUACCCAACAUCGGGCACCUCGAAAACAGUCACAGGUUUGACUGUACUGUCUGUGGUGUGUGUAUGCGGUCUGUGCGUCCUCCUGACCCAAGCGAUAGACGCUAUACAGCGGCAGGAGAUCUGGAGCAUGGUGUGUGUGUCCAUCGUAGCCUUCAUCCUCCUGGUCCUCGUCAUCGCCAUCUGGAGGCAUCCACAGAACCAAGCCAAGGCUGCUUUCAUGGUGCCAUUCCUGCCCGUGCUGCCGGUAGUCAGUGUGUUCGUCAACGUCUACCUGAUGGUCCAGUUAGGAGGAGACACCUGGAUGAGAUACGCCAUCUGGAUGGCCGUAGGGUUCCUCAUCUACUUUGGUUAUGGGAUCCGUAACAGCGUUCAGAAGCAGAGGAACCAGACCAGCCAGGUAAAGAUUGAGACCAUCAGCGGUGUGAUGGAAAAGGAGGCCAUCAAAGAAGAGAAGUUCUGAUGCUGAGUGGAAAGGACAGUACAGGACAAAACAGGACAGGACAUGACAACACAGGACAUGACAACACAGGACAGCACAGGACAUGACAACACAGGACAGCACAGGACAGGACAA